GUUUGUUGAUUGGUUCGCUGCGCCGCCGCAUUUGCAGUCUGGGCAGCCGUUCGUAGCUGACCGCCUUGUGGCCGUUAUCGGUGCUCCGUGCCGUUUUCGUUGUGUUCGCGCCACGGUGAAACCCCCUCAGUCCGCGUCAGAAUGGGCGUCGAAGUGCAGACCAUCUCUCCCGGCGACGGCCAGACAUUCCCAAAAACUGGUCAGACAGUAGUGGUCCAUUACACAGGUACCUUGGCUGAUGGUUCCAAGUUUGACUCCUCACGAGAUAGGGGCAAGCCAUUCAAGUUUCGCAUUGGCAAAGGGGAAGUGAUUCGAGGCUGGGACGAAGGCGUUGCUCAGAUGAGUGUCGGCCAGCGAGCCAAGCUGAUCUGCUCUCCAGACUAUGCCUAUGGAGCAAUGGGCCACCCUGGCAUUAUCCCGCCUAACGCUGUGCUCACCUUCGACGUUGAACUGCUGCGGCUCGAGUAAAACUACUGAUUACUCCACGCCCUGCAAGCUUUUGGAGCAAGCACUGGCAUUCAGCCGGUCACUGUCUUCGCUCAUCCCUUCCCCUAACCCUUACCACCAAGUGUUAUGUUUGUUUUGUUUGUUUUUGUCUACUCCUUGCCCCCAGCAAAGUCUUGGACAAAGGCCUGGCCUUCCUCUUGUGGGCAGGCAAAGGGCAGCUGUGUCUGCACCAUACAUCAGGCCUCCUCCAAACAGUGGACGACACACUUCUUCUCUGUUAAACAGCAUCCAAGAAAGGGAAUGUUUUUGAGAAACGAGAUGCACGCCCACUCGCUUGACGCAUUUUGUUGCCGGGCUGUACAAUGCUCAUCGUGCCCAAUGAACUAGCCCAAAUCGCGCGGGAGACCAAUUGUUUCCGUGUCGAGUUGCCGUUAGUGACCCAGGCCACCUUGUGAACAAAAAGAAUGAGCUGAAUCUGAAGACGUUGCAAAAGCCGCUGUGGAAGACGUUGCAAAACCACUGUGGACAACACUGCGGUUUUGCGGUUGCGCAAAACCGCAGUGUUGGUAAUACCAGGGUGGUCUGCUGUCUGAAGACGUCUGCCAAUCGCCGCCAUGGUGGGUGUGCAUGCUACAGAAUCAACAGUGUGUGUGCCUUGCCAUUUGAAAUUUCGUGCUUUGGCAGUGUUUUGGGAUGGCUGACCACUCCUCGAAAGCGUUUUGACGUUUGGACUGGUCUCUGGUUGUUGGGGACGUGGUGUUGGCACGUUGAUGCUGCACUGCCACACUGCGCCCCGGAACUAUGCACCCUCUCCCGUGCCCUGUACCUGUGUGUGAAAAAUAGAAAUGUUCUAAAUGCACCUCA
Rhipicephalus microplus (southern cattle tick) is the source of this 1311-nucleotide messenger RNA. It is a transcript of the gene Fkbp12, whose product is annotated as peptidyl-prolyl cis-trans isomerase Fkbp12. The record is from RefSeq and is a predicted model, not a curated record. NCBI's taxonomy places the organism in Eukaryota, Metazoa, Arthropoda, Arachnida, Ixodida, Ixodidae. Gene Ontology annotation, molecular function: peptidyl-prolyl cis-trans isomerase activity. Gene Ontology annotation, biological process: protein peptidyl-prolyl isomerization. Gene Ontology annotation, cellular component: sarcoplasmic reticulum membrane; cytoplasm.